This is a messenger RNA of Carassius auratus (goldfish), 1878 nucleotides long. RefSeq names its product prostaglandin D2 synthase a (gene ptgdsa). NCBI's taxonomy places the organism in Eukaryota, Metazoa, Chordata, Actinopteri, Cypriniformes, Cyprinidae. Bases 137 to 862 code for a protein of 241 amino acids. Gene Ontology annotation, molecular function: small molecule binding. The transcript is spliced from 7 exons. The record is from RefSeq and is a predicted model, not a curated record.
ACCUUCAGUGAAUGGUCUUUAUGUUGGAUGUGUGUUCUUGCGUGUGAUUGGCUGGAUUGGUGAGGGGGAGGAGCUAAUGUGGCUGGCAGACCCUGAAUAGUUCACGAUCCCUGGCUGUGUUUCUUAUAACGUCAUCAUGAAGAUCGCCCUGGUGAGCAUCUCUUUGCUGAUGCUCCUGACUGACAUCCACGCCAGCGUCCAACCGCAGAAAGACUUUGACCUUCAGAGAUUUGCAGGGAGAUGGUAUCGGCUCGGUCUGGCCUAUGAUUCUCCAGGGUUUGUGCGCUACAGAAGCAGACUCACCAUCUCGAUGGGCACAGUGGAGCUGAAGGAGAACGGGAACGUCAGCAUGACCAUGUGGAGUGUAACUUCCUCUGGCUGUCAUUCUGUGGUCUACAUUUAUAAGACGACGUCUGUUCCCGGUGUACUUACCUACUACAGCACUCGUCAUAGAAGGGUGAAGGAUGUUACUGUGGUGGAGACAAACUACACAGAGUAUGCCCUGGUCCUCAAACACAAGAAGUUUAACAAGGAGUUCACACAAGUGGCCCUUUAUGGCCGUACUGAGAAGUUGAGAGCAGAUGUGAUGGAGAAGUUCAGAGCAUAUGCCACAGCUCAAGGAUUCCCUAAAGACUCCAUACUGACUCCACCAGCUGCUGAAAACUGUCCUUCUUCAGUUGUUAUAUUUAAAUAUAACGCUGAAAAAACACUGAAUUCAAGCGCCGAAGAAGUGUGGAAAUACAGAGAGAGGUAUUGUCACAUCUCUGAUUAUCUUUGCUGGCGAAAAUUUAACUUUUUUUGUUUCUGUUCAUGUUGCGUAUGUGACUCACAUCUGGAGUUUAACAUGCAAAAUGAAAGUUAAUGUGUAAAUAUGAGUACAUCUCUUCUCUUGUGUUGAAGAUUUUCUUAUAGAAUCUGUUUUAACGGGAAAAAGCUAACUGCUUACUGAGUGAUUGUGACUGAAAAGUCAUGCUCACUGGAUGAAAUUUUUGUGACAGAUGUUUGGUAAUUGUAAAUAAAGAUCUAAUUCUAAAGGAUGUGGUGAGGUGUCACAACACAUAGUUACUGGGGUGCCUCAGGGCUCAGUUCUUGGACCUCUUCUCUUCUCUAUCUUCACUAGGUUCUGUCAUUCAGAAACAUGGCUUUUCAUAUCACUGCUAUGCUGAUGAUACUCUGCUCUAUCUCUCAUUACAUCCUGAUGAUCCGACGAUAGCUGCUCACAUAACAGCUUGUCUAACAGACAUUUCUUGCCGGAAGAAGGACCAUCACCUUCACCUUCACCAACACAGAACUGAUUGUUGUUUUAGUCAACCCAACACUUCAACACAAUUUCUCCAUCCAGCUAUGUGCAUCAAUCACAAUUCCUUCAAGGACAGCCAUGAACCUUGGAGUUGUGAUAGACGAUCAGCUGAAUUUCACAGACUACAGCUGCCCUGUCCUACCAGAUUUACCUUAUACAAUAUUAGGAAGACCAGGCCCUUUCUAUCUAAAAAUGCUACACAAUUCCUUGUUCAAGCUCUUGUUCUGACCAGGCUGGACUAUUGCAACGCCUCCUUGCCAGUUCUUCCAGCCAGUUCUGUCAAACCCAUGCAACUAAUUCAGAAUGCGGCAGUAAAAUUAGUCUUUAACACGCCGAAAAUAGUACAACACUUCUGUUCAUCAACUUGCACUCAAGGCACUAAUGUUUGUCACAAAAUAACCACUGACUCUGCACCCCUUUACCUAAAUUCACUCACUUCUUCAGACGUAACACUAGCUCUUUUCUACCUUGUUUAAUAUCCCUCUAUCAUCUAUUUUCUGUCUACUUUUUAUUCUUUUUAUUUAUUACCUGAAAACAAUUUUAUAUAAAGCAAAAGAAAAGUUAAAUCUCUUUUUAAC